Molecule: messenger RNA, 2182 nt
Organism: Exaiptasia diaphana
Lineage: Eukaryota; Metazoa; Cnidaria; Anthozoa; Actiniaria; Aiptasiidae
Product: dynein assembly factor 4, axonemal
Exons: 9
Coding region: 135-1463 (442 amino acids)
Biological process (GO): inner dynein arm assembly; cilium movement; outer dynein arm assembly
Molecular function (GO): protein binding
Source: RefSeq, a predicted model, not a curated record
ACAAACAUGCUCAGCUGUUUGAGAUUGUUGCUCGUUCAAAAAUGUCAAUUUAAACAAUUAUUAGGUACAUUUUAAGUCUGUAAAGUAGUUUUCAAGGCUGUAGGUUGUUGUUAGAAUCCUUUCUUAUUGUCAAAAUGCCGAUUUUGGUCAAGGAUUACGAUUGGGAAGAAAGCGAAGARACUGUCAGAAUAACUGUGCCACUCAAAGGUGUUAAGCCUAACAAAGUUGACAUAUUUUCYACAGAAGAAUACAUCAAGGUCAGUUAUCCGCCAUAUUUGUUUGAGGUCUUUCUGUUAGCCUCUGUGGAAGAUGUAAAGAACAAAGCAACAGUUGGUAAUGGCGUCGUUGUAUUCAGUCUGGUUAAGAAGGAAGCGGGACUAUGGGRCACUCUGCAGCCAGCUGAGGUAGAGGACAAGGAUUUCACAAAGAGAAAAAGAGAGGACGCCAUYAAGAGGGCUCACGAGAGAGCAGAAGAGGAACAGCAGCUGAAAGAAACUCAAAAAAGAGARCAAGAACGUUAUGCUCUCAGACAGCAAAUGAAGAGGGAAGAAGAGGAAAGGAAAAGGAUAGAAGAAAUSAAAGAGGAGGAACGAAGACAAGCUUCAGCAGCCAUUGAAGAAWUGAAAAAUCAUCACGCUAAAAAAGAACCAUCAUUGAGUCACUUAGACAGUGAUGAUGAUGCUGAUGACUGCAAUGAUGGUGAUCAUUAUGAUGGUGAUGUUGAAUCAAAUGUCAAUCAAGACAUCACAGUUAUUAAUGGUUAUAAAGAUGWCAUUGACCCUGGACACAAAAAUCAAAAAUCAGCAUCAAAAACACACUCAAAAACAAAAUCACAAACUAGAGCUAGAAAUCAAAGCAAAAAUAAAAAGAAAGAUAUUUUAGUCCAACCUCUACCUGAACCUAGGCAGGCUGGAUGCAUCCAAGUAUCAUUCACACCAAGGGCUUUCAAAACRGCYGCAAGAGAAUCCAAGGCUCCUGAGGAGGAAGAGUGGCUUAAGAAAGUAGCCGAAGCAAGCCGUAAUAAAAAGACUUUGAAAGAUGAUCCUGAUGCWGUUGACAUGGAAGAGAUGAAUCCACUAUGGCUGAAGGACAAAGGAAUAGGGUUCUACAAGUCAGGAAACUAUGUUGCUGCUAUCAAUGCCUUUACUGCUGCUCUUGUACUUGAUUCAAAUAUACCAUCUCUGUUUUCAAACCGUGCUGCGUGUCAUCUUCACAUGAAGCAAUACAAAGAAUGUGUCCAAGACUGCACUUCGGCAUUAGAGUUACUCACACCGCCAGUACCUGACAAUGCAUCAUCUAGAUGUAAAGCAUUUGUUAGAAGAGGAACAGCAUUGUUUCAACUUGAUGCAUAUGUAGAAGCCCUAAAAGAUUAUGAAGAAGCUUUAAAGUUAGACCCAACAAAUGCAAGUUUACAAAGUGAUGCUGACAAAAUACGACAUAUUAUUCAAGGAACAUCUUCAUGACAAGUGUUAUACAUAUAUACAGGAGAAGGCAAACACAUAUUUUUACAUAAAGCUGGACAGACCAUUUCUAUAAAGCUUGCUGUCAAGUGGCCAAUUCUAUAUCAUGUUUUUUUUAUUUUUUAACUCAUUUAUGAUGUUGGUUCAUAAAUACGUCAUCACUCAGUGAAGCAAGUCUGUUAAGACAAAGAGAAUUCAUCUAAAAGCAACCAACACAGUUAUAUGAAUGUGUUAAAUGAAGCACACUGAGACACUUUCUAAUGAUUGCUAAUAAUGACAUUGACYCAUGUAAAAAGGAAACUUUUAUUCUUGAUGAUAGAGUGUACAAUUAUAGUUACAUGAAAUUACCACUAAAAAUGGAUGAUUACUUAACAUAAGAAAUGGGGUUUUACUAAAGUUGUUGUUAGAGCGGUUCUCAUUAACCCGUGAAACAAAGUGUAAUAGUCAAAGUGUAAUAAAAUGUAAUAGCCAAGAAAUAUAAUAGAAAACAAAAGAGACAAAGUGUAAUAAAGUGUAAUACGCUAAAGUGUAUUUCACGGGUUAAUGAGAACCACUCUACACUUAACCCAUAAAUAAUGUUGGUAAACUUCUAGUUAGUACAUUUAGUUGACAUUAUUUUGAUUGUUUUUGUGUCGGUAGAGUGAAGUCAAAAGUUUACUGUGAAAAAAAAGUUUACUAUUAUAGUGUGAUAGUCAAAUACACAAAUAAAUGCAUCAAAACAU